AUGCAGGAGAAGGGCCAUCUACAGCCCCCCCUCAGACCACUGCCCUUGUCCCACCGGGCCUCGACCCUGGUACAUCCUCCACCCCUGGCCUCUGCCCUUCACCUGAAGACCCUGGUACACCCUCCACCCCUGGCCUCUGCCCUUCACCUGAAGACCCUGGUACAUCCUCCACCCCUGGCCUCUGCCCUUCACCUGAAGACCCUGGUACAGCCUCCACCCCUGGCCUCUGCCCUUCACCUGAAGACCCUGGUACAUCCUCCACCCCUGGCCUCUGCCCUUCACCUGAAGACCCUGGUACAUCCUCCACCCCUGGCCUCUGCCCUUCACCUGAAGACCCUGGUACACCCUCCACCCCUGGCCUCUGCCCUUCACCUGAAGACCCUGGUACAUCCUCCACCCCUGGCCUCUGCCCUUCACCUGAAGACCCUGGUACAGCCUCCACCCCUGGCCUCUGCCCUUCACCUGAAGACCCCGGUACAGCCUCCACCCCUGGCCUCUGCCCUUCACCCGAAGACCCCGGUACAGCCUCCACCCCUGGCCUCUGCCCUUCACCUGAAGACCCUGGUACAGCCUCCACCCCUGGCCUCUGCCCUUCACCUGAAGACCCCGGUACAGCCUCCACCCCUGGCCUCUGCCCUUCACCUGAAGACCCUGGUACAUCCUCCACCCCUGGCCUCUGCCCUUCACCUGAAGACCCUGGUAUAUCCUCCACCCCUGGCCUCUGCCCUUCACCUGAAGACCCUGGUACAGCCUCCACCCCUGGCCUCUGCCCUUCACCUGAAGACCCUGGUAUAUCCUCCACCACUGACUCAUCUUUUCAUUUGGACCCUGGCCAGCCCCCAUGGACUGAAGAACUACAACUCCUCCGGCAAAGACUCAAUUGUUCAGAUGCAGUAUGAUUUCAGCAUGUCUGUGUUCCUCCCCGAUGAGGUCACUGCCAACAUGUCCCUAAUGGAGGAGAGCCUGAUGGCUGAAAGACCAAUAAAACUUUAG
Molecule: messenger RNA, 993 nt
Organism: Oncorhynchus nerka (sockeye salmon)
Lineage: Eukaryota; Metazoa; Chordata; Actinopteri; Salmoniformes; Salmonidae
Product: protein mono-ADP-ribosyltransferase PARP4-like
Exons: 4
Coding region: 1-993 (330 amino acids)
Source: RefSeq, a predicted model, not a curated record